AGCUUGGAGUUGGGAUUGGGACACACACUUGGGAAGCGCCCGCGAGAAAAAAACAUGCGAGUCUGGAGUAAACAAGCAUCCCGAGCGCUUUACAGCAUCGUUGCGACUUCACCAUCAUCAUUCGCUUCUUCAUCUUCAUCUUCAUCUUGUUCUUUGAUAGCAAGAGCCCUCACCACUUGGCGGCGAUCACACCCUCUGAUCCAAUCUCCCCAUCAUGCAUUCGGGGCCGUCCUCGAGUGUCCAUGGUCCGCCACGCAGCUCCGCGGUGCCAAGUUCCGCGGCUCCGAUGUCAAACCCGGAAACGUCAUUGAAAGAAAAGGCAAAAUUUAUCAGGUUGUAAAAGCACAGCACACAGUGCAAGGAAGGGGGGGUGCAUGCAUACAGGUUUGUUUACAAAUUCCUUUAGGCUUAGUUUACCUCCAAUCGGCAUCUAAUUUAGACUUGCAAUACACAUUUAAUGUAUGCUUUGGUAUGUAUUCUCUUGGGAAUACUUUACAAGCAUGUGCUAUACCCUUUCUUUACUAAAUCAAUUGAAUCAGU
Camellia sinensis is the source of this 540-nucleotide messenger RNA. The record is from RefSeq and is a predicted model, not a curated record. NCBI's taxonomy places the organism in Eukaryota, Viridiplantae, Streptophyta, Magnoliopsida, Ericales, Theaceae.